AUGGCAUUCGCCGGAAUUCUGAGUGACUCUGACAUCACUGCAGCCCUUGCUGCUUGCCAAGCUGCCGACUCCUUCAAGCACAAGGAGUUCUUCGCCAAGGUCGGCCUGGCCGGCAAGUCUGCCGACGUCGUCAAGAAGGCUUUCGCUGUCAUCGACCAGGACAAGAGCGGCUUCAUCGAGGAGGACGAGCUCAAGCUCUUCCUUCAGAACUUCUCUGCUAGUGCCAGAGCUCUGACCGACAAAGAGACCAAGGCCUUCCUGGCGGCAGGUGACACCGAUGGCGACGGCAAGAUCGGAGUUGAUGAGUUUUCUGCUUUGGUCCAGCACUAA
Nerophis lumbriciformis (worm pipefish) is the source of this 330-nucleotide messenger RNA. NCBI's taxonomy places the organism in Eukaryota, Metazoa, Chordata, Actinopteri, Syngnathiformes, Syngnathidae. The record is from RefSeq and is a predicted model, not a curated record.